AUGUCAAACGAAAAGACUAAAUUCGAAGUAUCAUCUUCAAAAGGUGAUGCAGAAAACAUGUUUCAAGAAUUAUCAGCCGACUCAAGAUCAACCACUUCUAUCUCCUCCACUUCAGACUCUAAAAUCGGUUCCUUUAUCGAUUCAUUUAGACGUGCUCCUGAAGGUAAAUCAGAAGAUUUAAAAAGUAAGGCAAUUACCAAGAAUGAAUUACGUCUUAUGUCACUUUCAACAGGGUUAGGUACUGGUCUUUUAGUUGCAGCCGGUCUGAAAUUAAGAACUGCUGGUCCUGCUGGUAUGCUUAUAGCGUAUGCUAUUACAGGUCUUGUCAUGCUUGCACCUACUAUCAACUCAGUCUCAGAAUUAUCUAUUGCAUAUAGUGGAUUACCAGGUGGGUUCCAAUCAUAUUAUGCCAAGUUUAUUGAUGAAAGUUUGGGGUUCUCUUUAGGUUGGAAUUAUGCCUUUCAAUGGAUGUGUGUCAUCUCAUUAGAAUUGGUUACUGCAUCUAUGACUAUUAAGUUUUGGAAUACUUCUAUAAAUCCAAAUGUGUUUGUGGCGAUCUUUUUGGUGUUGGUUAUCUUUAUUAAUGUCUGUGGUGCUAAAGGUUAUGCCCAUUCAGAAAUGAUUAUGAAUUCUAUCAAAGUUAUGAUGUUGGUUGGGUUCGUUUUGUUUGGUUUGAUUGUUGAUUUAGGUGGAGGUCCACAAGGAUUUGUUGGAGGUAGAUACUACAGAGACCCAGGUGCAUUCACUGAUUUCAAAGGUAUUGCUUCUGUUUUCGUCACUGGUGCUUUCUCCCUUGGUGGUUCUGAAUUCAUCUCACUUUCUGCUUCUGAAACUAGACAUCCUCGUCAAGCUAUCCGUGCUGCAUCCAAAUUAGUUUAUGUUAAGGUUAUUGUAUUAUUCUUGGGUUCAUUAACCUUUGUUGGUUUAUUAGUUCCAUACACAUCUGAUAGAUUAAUGGGAUCCGGUGAUGCCGCUACUCAUGCUUCUCCAUAUGUCAUUGCUGCUGAAAUGCACGGUGUUCUUGCAUUAAGUCACAUUAUCAAUGCCGUUAUUUUAGUUUCCGUUACUUCUGUUGCUGUUGCAGCUAUGUACUCAUCGCAAAGAUUAAUUCAAUCCUUAGCUGAACAAGGUCUUGGUCCAAAAUGGUUAGAUUACAUUGACAGAAAGGGACGUCCAGGUCGUGCUUUCAUCAUCACUAUUUUAUCUUCAUUUUUUGCUUUCAUUGCUGCUUAUGACCAAGAAGAAACUAUUUUCACUUGGUUAUUAUCUAUUUCCGCUUUGAGUUUUAUUUUCUGUUGGUUAUUCAUUUGUGUUUGUCAUCUUAGAUUUAGAGCUGCAUUGAAACAUAGAGGUAUCUCAUUAGACUCAUUGGCUUAUGUUUCUCCUACCGGUGUAUGGGGUUCUUAUGUCUCCAUUGUCGUUAACAUUUUGAUUCUUGUUGCUCAAUUCUGGGUUGCUUUAUGGCCAAUUGGAGGUGAUGGAAGUCCUAAUGUUGUUUCAUUCUUUGAAAAUUAUUUGGGUGCCAUUGUUUUCAUUCUCUGUUAUGUUGUUCAUAAAGUCUGGACUAAAAAUUGGAAAUUGUUCAAACGUGUCGAUGAAAUUGAUAUUGAUACCGAUAGAGUUAUUUACGAUAAAGAGAUUUUAGAUUUAGAAAACUUAGAAGACAAAGAAAGAUACGAAAGAGCUCCAUUCUGGAAGAAGGCUUUAAUCACUUGUUUUGAUUAG
Hemisphaericaspora subhashii is the source of this 1725-nucleotide messenger RNA. RefSeq lists its product as uncharacterized. Gene Ontology annotation, cellular component: membrane. The transcript has a single exon. Bases 1 to 1725 code for a protein of 574 amino acids. Gene Ontology annotation, biological process: amino acid transmembrane transport. The record is from RefSeq and is a predicted model, not a curated record. NCBI's taxonomy places the organism in Eukaryota, Fungi, Ascomycota, Pichiomycetes, Serinales, Debaryomycetaceae. Gene Ontology annotation, molecular function: amino acid transmembrane transporter activity.